AUGACACGAAUGUGCUUUUUCUUCCUGCUGAUGAGUAACGCCGCUUCGGUCGCCACACAGUUUAACGGAUACAACUGUGACGCCAGCUACCACAGCAGGUUUCCUGGUGAGCGGGACAUCAGUGUGUACUGCGGGGUUCAGACCAUCACCUUGAAGAUCAACUUCUGCCCCGUGCUCUUCUCCGGCUACACCGACGCAGAUUUGGCCCUGAACGGUCGCCACACUGACGCCCAAUGCCGUGGCUUCAUCAACAACAACACCUUCCCCACAGCGGUCCUGUUCAGCAUCAGUCUCAGCACUCUGGAGGCCUGCGGUAACAGCCUGGUGGUCAGCACAGCCUAUGGGGCCAAUGCUUAUGGGAACAUGUCUCUGGUACAAAUUGGGAAUGUCUCAGGCUAUAUCGACACCCCUGACCCGCCAACUAUAAUCAGCUACCUGCCCGGUUUGUUGUAUAAGUUCAGCUGCAGCUACCCACUGGAGUACCUGGUCAAUAACUCACAGCUGGCAUCGUCCUCUGCUGCUAUAUCUGUCAAGGACAGCAACGGUACAUUUGUGAGCACGUUGAGUAUGAUUCUGUACAACGAUUCAACAUACAAUCAACCUCUCGCUAUUCCAAUGGCUGGACUGGCUCUGAAAACCAGAGUAUUUGCUGCUGUGAAAUCCACAAACUUAGACAAACGGUGGAACAUCUUGAUGGACUACUGUUACACAACCCCCUCAGGGAAUCCUAAUGAUGAACUCCGCUAUGACCUUUUCUUUGGCUGCUACAAAGACCCACAGACGACAGUUUUCGAAAAUGGAAAGAGUCAGUCGGGCCGUUUUUCCUUCGAGGUUUUCCGUUUUGUUAAACACAGACACCAGAAAAUGUCUACUGUGUUCCUGCACUGCGUCACCAAGCUUUGCCGGGCAGACGACUGCAUAAUGCUCAUGCCGAUUUGUGGGCGAAGGCGCAGGCGGGAUGAAGAGGAGAGCCUUGAUUCCCCACCAGCGGCAUCUGGGACUGCUGUCAUCACAGCUGGACCAAUCAUCACCAGGAGUGAUGAAACUCCUGUCAACAACUCCCAACUUGCAUCGGGAGACCCCACCCAUCCAUUAAACCCAGUGACCAGUGCGCUGAUCUCAGGCGUGGUCAUCCUGGGUGGGGUCAGUGCGGGCUUCUUCCUGCUGUCACUCCGCCUCCUGCAGAAGUCCCGCCUCCCAACAACCACAGCCUCAGGUGUUUGGAACACCACCUUUAAAUGA
Molecule: messenger RNA, 1242 nt
Organism: Anarrhichthys ocellatus (wolf-eel)
Lineage: Eukaryota; Metazoa; Chordata; Actinopteri; Perciformes; Anarhichadidae
Gene: zpld1b
Product: zona pellucida-like domain containing 1b
Exons: 10
Coding region: 1-1242 (413 amino acids)
Source: RefSeq, a predicted model, not a curated record